CAAAACACUUGAAAAUAACACAUAAAAAGCGUUAAUACCUAGUACUUACUAGUUUUACUACUACCAUGUCCUCCUCCACCACCGCCAUCAUCCUCGCAGCCGCCAUACUCCUCCUCUCGUUCACCUUCUCGUCCGCCAGCAAUCAUCCACAACCUUUUAAAAAAAUCUACGCUUUUGGAGACUCGUACACAGAUACCGGAAACACAGCUUCAGGAACCGGUCCCAAUGCUUUUGUUCAUGUAUCCAACCUUCCAUAUGGUCGUACAUUUUUCCACCGCCCAACAAAUCGUUACUCAGACGGUCGUCUAGUAAUUGACUUUGUAACCGAAUCGUUAUCAUUACCUUACUUGCCACCUUACCUCGAUGACAAAGCAAACACUUCCAAUGGUAUCAACUAUGCUGUCGCAGGAUCCACCGCGAUUCGUCAUCAGUUUUUCGUUAAAAAUAACCUUACUUUUGAUAUAACACCUCAAUCUUUACAAACUCAACUUGCUUGGUUUAAUAAAACAUUACAAGCACAACAAUGUAAAAGUGCUAUAUCGACACCGAAUGAAUGUAUGGAGGUUUUUCGAGACGCCUUGGUUUGGGUUGGCGAGAUCGGAGCUAAUGACUAUGCAUAUACUCUUGGAUCGACGGUCUCCGGUGACACCAUUCAACGGGGUGCCAUUCGUAGUGUCACAGGGUUCAUUGAGGCGCUGCUAGAAAAAGGUGCAAAAUAUGUGGUGGUCCAAGGUCUCCCCACCACUGGCUGCCUAACCCUGGCCAUGUACCUCUCACCCGAGACUGACCGUGACGACAUUGGCUGCGUAGCCACGGUCAACAACCAAAGCUACAUACAUAACACCAUCCUUCAAACCAACAUCGACAUGCUACGUAAAAAGUAUCCAAAUGCCAUCAUUGUUUAUGCUGAUUACUGGAAUGCUUAUCAUUACAUUGUUAAAAAUGCACCAAAGCUCGGGUUCCAUGAGCUUUACAAAGUUUGUUGUGGGUCCAGCGGUGGACCCUACAACUUUGAUGUGUUAGCUACUUGUGGGUCACAGAACUCGAGCUCGUGUCAAGACCCUUCUCAAUAUAUCAACUGGGACGGGGUUCACCUUACUGAGGCUAUGUAUAAAGUGGUUUCCGAGCUGUUCCUUAGGGGUCCUUAUGCUAAUCCACCAUUUGAGGACUUGUUGAAAAGAAAAGAAAACUCGGGAUAGAAGACAUUGAGAGUGUCUUGGUAGCUUUUAUUCACUUAUACCACUUCCUUUUAUUAUUGAGGCUUUCAUUUGAUUAGUCAUGAUUGCAAUUUUUGCUUAUUACAGUUCUCAAAUAAAAUCCAUAAUCGAUAUGCUUAGAGCAUCUAUAGUUCAAAAA
Molecule: messenger RNA, 1356 nt
Organism: Erigeron canadensis
Lineage: Eukaryota; Viridiplantae; Streptophyta; Magnoliopsida; Asterales; Asteraceae
Product: GDSL esterase/lipase At3g48460
Exons: 2
Coding region: 66-1199 (377 amino acids)
Molecular function (GO): hydrolase activity, acting on ester bonds
Source: RefSeq, a predicted model, not a curated record